AACCGGGUCAAUCUCGAAGAAUUGAGGAAGUGCAGAGUUUUUUGUAUUAUUAAUUUGAUAAUUGCGGAGAUUUUAAUCAAUGGCACGAUGGUACAUAAAACGGGCGAAGUAAUUCCGAGGUGAUAAUGAAAUGUGUGAGUGUGGAAAUAUGAGUUAAAUCGUUAUCAAGAAAAGCAGGUGUGACAGCUAUACCGCAUAGGGACCCGAUUAAAAAAUAAUUAAAUUUGCAUAUACAUUUUAAAUGGGUUGCGAAAAAUGUAAUCGAUAAUAGUAUGCCGUGUUCUAGUGGAUAGAGGUUUGCGGAUAAUUAAUUUAAAUAUUUAUAAAUGCCUAUCGAGAUGCACAAUUACAAUUGGGAUUUAACUGGAAAAACAUCGCGAGCUCGCGCAUCCGAUGUAUGAUGGUGGCAGAUGAGUCAACAGACAAAGAAAUGUAAUAUAAUCCUCAAUCAUUCCUCAACGGGAUCAAGCUGCCAUGAUAUCCUCACAUUUCACUCUAGAUAUACAAUUAUGGUAGUUUUUGUAAACAUAGAUAAUGAAAUUCAAAAUUAAGUAGAAUUAUGGUCACUUAGUAUGUUGUAUGAGUGAAUUGUGUUAGUGGGCCUUAAGCCCUAAGGCCAAGUCAUUCGUCAGUGAUGAAGAAGCAAAAUGUUCGCACUCUAUCGUUAAUUGUGUGCACAUUCACAUACCUGUUGGUCGGUGCCGCUGUGUUCGACUCGCUGGAAUCUGAGACUGAGAGAAAUCGAUUUGAAGUUUUACAAGCAAUUGAGGGCAUGAUAAUCCGGAAGUACAACAUCACGGAGGAGGACUUCCGUGUGAUGGAGACAGUGGUGCUCAAGUCGGAGCCGCACAAGGCCGGCCAGCAGUGGAAGUUCACCGGCGCCUUCUACUACGCCACCACUGUGCUUACUACCAUUGGCUACGGUCACUCGACGCCGUCGACAAUCGGCGGCAAGCUGUUCACGAUGUUCUACGCGAUCGUCGGCAUACCGCUCGGCCUCAUCAUGUUCCAGAGCAUCGGCGAACGGGUUAACAGGCUCAGCAGCGUAAUAAUCAAGUCCAUCAAACGCGCUCUCAAGUGCAAGCAGACUCACGCCUCCGAAGUGGACCUGAUCUGCGUGGUGACGACGCUCUCGUCGCUCACUAUAGCGGGCGGCGCGGCGGCGUUCUCCAAGUUCGAGGGCUGGAGCUACUUCGACAGCGUCUACUACUGCUUCAUCACGCUGACCACCAUCGGUUUCGGCGACAUGGUAGCCCUACAGAAGGACAACGCUCUCAACCGGAAACCCUCCUACGUGAUGUUCGCUCUCAUCUUCAUACUUUUCGGCCUGGCUAUAGUAGCCGCCUGCCUCAACUUGCUAGUACUGAGAUUCGUGACCAUGAACACUGAGGACGAGAAGAGAGACCAACAGCAGGCUGAACAGGCGCAGCAAGUAGCGGUGCGGCUGGAGGGAGACGUGAUCACGGCGGACGGCGACGUGCUGCGCGGUGUCGCGCGAGGCACGCGCCUGCCCGCCGCGCCGCGGCUGAUGCGACCAGGUGACACGGACAUGGUGCAACUGUUUCUGGACGAGGACAACCCGCCGAGCGUGUGUAGUUGUACCUGCAGCUGCUUCCCGCACAAGUCCAUUCCAUAUCGCGAUCCGCUGUCACCAAUCCCGCCGACCAACAUCAGGCAGAUCAAAUCCAAGGGUUACGGCGGUCUUCCGCGGUACAUCGAGAAAUCCUCCUCCAAGAACCGAUCCCAGUCCCUACGACUGAACUCGGCGUCCGGCUACCUGUAUAUGAACGCCAAAACCAACGACUUCCAGCUCGAGCCAGAGGACUUCAGGGAAAUGGUCGCCAAACGACGGGAACAGCUAAGGAAGGGAAUGAAUAAUAUGGAGAAUGAGUAUGUGAAUCCGCUUCGUAACAUCUUUAAUAGACUUGACAACAGUCCGCUCAGUUCGUCGCUAUUCUCCAUGAAUAUGAAGGACGAUCGAAGCAAUGAUCCGUUAGUCGACGAAGAAUCCGAGAAGUCCAGCUACGCUCGACGGAAGCUUAUGAAGAAUAUCGCUAGGAAUACCCGAAACAAACGCGUCGAAAACUACUUUUACGACGACGCGGUUUUGCACUUCGACGACGAGUACGCGUUCGACGGAUCGAUUCUGUUCGCGAAGAGAAGAAAAUCUUUAGAUCCCGACUUCGACGAGUUCGUCGAUCUCCCGCGUUACGACGACGACGGCAGCUAUGGCUACUACAUCCCGGACGACGAAUCCCAAGAGCAGUAUUUCGUCAACGACACCCUAACUUUUAACCUCCCGUCGCACCGAGCGAGCAUAUAGUGUUGUGAGCGCAUUAGGUUAGGAAACUUGGGCCAAUUAAGUAUAUGGACUUGCGGGUAGUUUUAGCUUUUACACAUAGAUCGUUUUGUAUGCUUGGCUUCCUGUAGAUAUUGUAUAAAGCUUUGCACAAGACGCCCCGUAGACUAUAGUAACCGAAUGUUCGACUCAUUUUAAACGCGGCGUUAGAGCGAAGCCGCAUUGUUCCGGUCAUUAAUCGAAUGUUUACUUCAAGCGCAGGUUGUCUUAUUCGCACAAAAACAUGCUGUCUCAUGCGUGAGUGGCAUUCCAGCAGGCUUACCAUGGUCACCAUAGAAACGGAUUCUUUCUAUUGAAGAAUAGACAA
Messenger RNA from Aricia agestis (brown argus), 2666 nucleotides. Its product is annotated as two pore potassium channel protein sup-9-like. The coding region runs from base 635 to 2323 and encodes 562 amino acids. Gene Ontology annotation, molecular function: potassium ion leak channel activity. The transcript has 10 exons. Gene Ontology annotation, cellular component: membrane. Lineage: Eukaryota; Metazoa; Arthropoda; Insecta; Lepidoptera; Lycaenidae. The record is from RefSeq and is a predicted model, not a curated record. Gene Ontology annotation, biological process: stabilization of membrane potential; potassium ion transmembrane transport.